Molecule: messenger RNA, 846 nt
Organism: Porites evermanni
Lineage: Eukaryota; Metazoa; Cnidaria; Anthozoa; Scleractinia; Poritidae
Source: the annotation of a GenBank genome assembly
AUGGAUGGAUGUGUAAAGAUCUUGGGAGAUCCCAACAAGACAAAUGUUCGAUAUGCUGUAGUGGAUAUUGACUCAACCAGCUCGUAUGGCAGUUUUAGCGUGAUCAUCAAGGAUGUUGAAAUUAUUCAGAUUAACGCAACCAAAGUUCUUGUGUUCUGUCGCAAAAAAGAGCAUGUCAAGGAACUUUUUGAAUUAUUCAGUCAUUGCCUUGGCCAAAAGGCCUAUUACAGACCAACUGGGCAAGAACCACUAGAUGAUCCGACACGUUUAUUUACCAUGUAUCACAAGAAAACUGACAAUCUGGUAAAAGGAACUAUCGAAACCGAAUUUUGCAAGGAAAAUGGUACUGUUCGGGUUGUUUUCUGUACAAUAGCUUUUGGUAUGGAAGUUAAUGUGGAAGGUGCUUAUAACUGAAUUCAUUUGGGGCCAUAGUCUGAUCUUGAUGAUUAUCUGCAAGAGUCAGGUAGAAUUGGACGAUCAUCGGACACUAUGAGCCAUGCUGUGCUAUUAAGAUUUAAAGGCUGUACACAGAGCAGAAAAAUAAGCAAGGGAAUGAAAGAGUAUGUUAAGAAUAAUGAAGAAUGUCGGUGUAAACUGCUUCUCAAACCUUUCUGCUCAAGUCCUCAGAGUAAUGAUACCAAACACUCCUGUUGUGACUUAUGUGCAAAAUCGUGCCGUUGUGUUUGUACAUGCAGCCUGGAACUGUGUAUAUGCCAAGACUCCUGCUCUUUAAGUGACUACCAAUCACCAGUUGAAGCUUACAUCAAAUCAUUAAAUGACACUGAAGAAAGAGUACCAGACUCAGCAAUCAGCAAUGAAAUGUCAAGACGAAGACAGACCCAUUAA